AUGUCCAAGGGGAAAAAACUGUCCGAUGUUGUAGACAUCAUGAAGAGUCGAGGUUUUCGUGCUGAGUGCACGUACAUAAAGAAACGGGGUCUAGACAAGAAGAACAAGGCAAACCAAUGCCUGCGCUCCUUUGUUAGACUGACAGGGCUAACUCCUCGGGCUCAGGAAAUUGAUAUGGUGUUUGCUUUUCAAAAGCUCCAGGGUAGACACGGGAAGGACACUGUAUUCAAGAUCCGAGGACGCGACCGCAGCCAUCGAGCUGUUGGAAAUUACUGGAAGCGCAGGGGUGUCAACCCAGCACAAUUUGCCGACAUCCCAAGGACUCCUCCCUGUGUAGCAUACCGUACACCAAGCCCGUGUCCAGGAAAGGAUGGCCUAGCUGACGUCGCUCGGGAACAUGCCACUUUAGACAACGACUGGACCGUGGCUCCAGUUUCCUCACCCAGCAGCCCAUCCAGUCCUAUUUCCUCCCUAAGAGCGCGCGAUUUCUCAACCGAAGGUCGUUGGGUCGAAUUGACCUCCACAUGCCAAUCAUUCGGCUUACGCUCCCUUCGCUCUCCAGAACUCUCUGGAUCUCAUGAGCAGAUCUUGUUUUACACCAAGAGAUGUUUUGAAAGGAGCGUUGAAUAUUUUAAUUGCCAAAAAGAAGCCCAGUCUUUGGGGAUCAACGAGAAGGCCCUCGCUCUGUUCUUGCGCAAAUGGCUUCAGUUUGAAUCGGCAUACUAUCACAAUCUGUUCGACGCUCAUGAGAAGGUCUCUUACAUGGACGUACUUAAUGUCAUACCUGAUCUGCUGCAACACAUCAACCUAUGCAGGCCUGUAGGCUACGGUCUCGAUGCCUGGCUCUCGACGUAUGACCAGUAUCGGACGGCGUCGUACCAUGUCAGAAUUGGAAAUCUAGAAGCUAGUACCAUGACCGAGGUCGGACUCCAAAUGUGUACCGAGCUCAAAUACGAUUCGAAAGUCCGCACCGAGCUACGAUCAAAAUUUCUGUACCUCCAAGGCAUUAUAAGACAAGGAAACUUACAAAUGUUGGAAGCGCUCGACUCUCUUAACGAAGCCCUGGGCCUCAGACUGGCGCUUUUUGGAGCCGGUGAUCAUUUGGCUACGGCAAUGGCAUCAUUGAUGAGAAACAUCGAGUUGCAACACAGAGUGGAAGUACUUGAAACUUGA
Cladophialophora bantiana CBS 173.52 is the source of this 1173-nucleotide messenger RNA. RefSeq lists its product as uncharacterized. Bases 1 to 1173 code for a protein of 390 amino acids. The record is from RefSeq and is a predicted model, not a curated record. The transcript is spliced from 3 exons. Lineage: Eukaryota; Fungi; Ascomycota; Eurotiomycetes; Chaetothyriales; Herpotrichiellaceae.